Messenger RNA from Phoenix dactylifera (date palm), 1221 nucleotides. Lineage: Eukaryota; Viridiplantae; Streptophyta; Magnoliopsida; Arecales; Arecaceae. The record is from RefSeq and is a predicted model, not a curated record.
ACGGCCGUUAUGCUGACAUCCUGCUGUCGUGCUUGGAACUCUAGGGAUCGUGGUUGUUUCCUUGGCGCCCAUCGACCGUUGGAUCAUCCACUACACAGAUUUCAAAACUUUCGGUGCUCUAUCAUUUGCAGAUCUCAAAGCGAGGAGUGGAUGAUCCAACGAUCGACGGACGCGAAGGAAGGUGCAUCGUUCUCCCUGGAAACAACCUCGUCUCGUGCGAAGAUGGGGCGGAAGAAGUUCAUCGACAGGAAGAACUCCGCCACCUUCCAGCUCCUCGCGCGCGACUCCUCCUCCUCCGCCACCUUCCAGCUCCUCGCGCGCGACUCCUCCUCCUCCGCCACCUCCACCGCCGGCGACGGUGGUGCACCGCCCUAAUCCGACUGCCACACGGACGACGAGGGGAGCGCGCUGAUGGCGGGGUAUCCGGGGGUCGCACGGAGAGCGCCCUUCCGGACCACGUGAGGAGGGAGAUUAUGGAGCUGGGGCUCCCCGAAGAUAAGAUGGUUAUAAUUACCUCAGCCAUCUCCGUGAGAAAGAAUGCUGGCGGUGGCUCCACCUACUACGAUAACAGCAAGGCCGGGCUCGAUCGGGUUCCGCUCGAUUUUAAGGCCUAUGAUGCUUCAAGGCUUCGAAUCAGUUCCGAGUCGAAGGCAAAUCUUCCUGAAGGACAUGCGGGAGUAAAUGAGGAAGAGGAGGAGGAGGAGGAGGCGGUGCUCCGAGGUGUGGAGAUGGUUUCUGCUAAAGAAAAGGUUGGAGUGGCAAGACAUAAUCUACUGGAAGAGCAGAGAAGGAAUUUGCUGAGUGAAACGGAGAAGAUGAGCUUGAGGGGGGCGAAAAGCCAAGAGUUCGUCGACCCCUGGAUGAGCAAUUUGAUCUUGAGAGUUUUUGUUUCUCAUUCACCAUUCCCUUUUGCAUGAUAUUGGCUUGCCUUCUGAUUCAUGUGUACUUAGAGAACAAAUGCAUGCUUUAUAGCAUUGUUAAGGUGUUUAGGAGUAGCAGAGUCUAAUAGCUCAUUCCAUAAAGACACUAUUAUUGUUUUGUUGAAAAUCUUCAUUUUUUUCAGAAAACAUUGGCAUUGGUUGAAUGAUCUGUGACCUCGUUCCAGAAUAACUCAAUGAUCCUAGAAUUUUACAUGACUCAAUUCCCCCUAUUUUUUUUGUUAUCGAGAAUACAUACACAUAUACAUAUACAUGUAUAUUCACAUAUAUUAUUCACAUAACU